Paramecium octaurelia is the source of this 1667-nucleotide messenger RNA. NCBI's taxonomy places the organism in Eukaryota, Ciliophora, Oligohymenophorea, Peniculida, Parameciidae. The record is from the annotation of a GenBank genome assembly.
AUGUCAUAAAAUUAAUAAGGUGAUAAAGCACAAAAGGAACAAUAUUUGUAAGACCAAGUUGAGAAAGGUUUAGACGCUGAUUUAUGCGCUUAAUUUCUCGUGGGUUUGAAGCCUGAAGGAGGUGAUGACAUUGACAACUGGGAUUUGAGUGAAUUGAGUAAGAACUAUGUGUAAUAUUUUAGAGGCUGCUAUUGAAUAAUUUAAGGAAUCUUAAAAAUAAGCGGAAGAACAACAGCCGAAUAAUUCAGAAGAUUAGAGCAGUUUGUAAUAAGCACAACCUUAAGAAUAACCAUAACAAAAUUAAUAGAUAAAUUAAUAGAGUAAUACUCCUGUGCUUGUAAAUUGUUAUUAAAUUUUACCGAAUGAACUAUCUGGUGAAAAUGUGUCCGCUAAGAUAUUGACGUAAAUCUAUUUGAUAUCAAUAGAUAUAAAAAAGAGAGCGCUGGUUUCUUCUCCUCUUCGUAUAUUGUAUUUUAGAUUGAGACACAACCUCAUGGUUGGGUUGUUUUCAGAAGAUAUUCAGAUUUUGAAUGGCUUAGAGAUUCAUUAUAGAAAUUUUACCCAGCUUUUGUUGUUCCUCCAAUUCAUAAAAAACGAUCAAGGUCAUUUGAGGAUUCUUAUUUAAACAAAAGGGUGAUAUUUUUGUAAAGAUUUCUAAACAGCAUAUUUAAAUCAUAUGAAUUGAAAAGCAACAUAAUAGUUAAGAACUUUUUGAGCUUAACAUAAAAUAAUGAAUUUAAAAAAUUCUAAGAAGUACAAUUUCAUUAAUAUUUUUAAAGAGUAUUACUAAGAGCGCCCCUCCAUAGACAGUUUAAAGGAUGUUUUCAAAGGAAGGUCAAGUGAAUUGUGUUGCUCCUGGAGAAUUAUACCAAUAUGCCAAUUAAACUUAGGAGUACUUCUAUGAGAUUGAUGGAGUCUAUAAAAAGAUUAGAGUAUUAAGCAAGAGUCUUAAGGAAAUACAAUUAUAAAAUUCGUUAAAGAUUUAUUGUGUUGGAGAGAUAUUUGCUUCUUUAUUCCAGCAUUUAAAUAAGUUAAACUAAACACUGCCAACAGGAUAAGCACAAGGUUUAGCAGCUACCUUUUUGAAUUUAAAUAACACUAUGAUUACUUGGGGCAAUAUUAUUGGAAAAUAAAUAGAAUAAACAGAGGAGUAUUUGAAUAGUUUCUUUAAAUAUUAACAGCAUUACAAUUCAUGCAUCAAAUAAAUAUAUGAAACAAGGGCAGUCAUAACAUAAGAUUUAGAAAAAUUCAAGUCUAAAUUGCAUUAUAAGAAAGAAAGAUUGUUUUAAUUAGGAGACAUUUCGAAGUGGGAUUUAAGCAAGGACAUUAAAUUAACUCCAUAAGAAUUACAAUAAAAUAAAAAGUUGGCAUUCCAACAUAUGUGUGAUUAAGAAACGAAACAAGAAAUGGGAAUGGAAAUGUUGGUGGGAUAUUAUACAAAUUAAAUAUUUUCGUAAACUCAGUAAUUUUUCAAGUAGCAAUAACAAGAAUUAGUUGGUCAUUUUAUUAAAUUUUGUCAAGUGUAGGCGUUCAAUAUAACAGAUGUAAUUUUUUAGUUUAAUUAAAGCAUCACUAAUUAUGGGCUGAUGCAAUAACGAAUCUCUAAAAUAAUUUGUUAGUUCAAAAGCGGUAGACAUAAUAGGUAGUUGUAGAAAGUGUUGGCUGAU